Messenger RNA from Brenthis ino (lesser marbled fritillary), 297 nucleotides. The record is from the annotation of a GenBank genome assembly. NCBI's taxonomy places the organism in Eukaryota, Metazoa, Arthropoda, Insecta, Lepidoptera, Nymphalidae.
AUGGCUACUGUUUGUGUAUCUAAGAACAGCAUAGCUCUACUUACCCUGAUGUGCAUUUGUGUCAUCAUCCAAAAAUCAGAAGCACGGCCUCCGUGGCUUUCUCCUAGCAGUGGUGUUUUCACCGAGUCGGCAGAGUGUCAUACAGACGACGAACUUCUUGACUUAUGCCAGAGGUGUGCGAAGUUAACCAAAUCCCGUCUCGCGUAUCCUGCUUGUUGCUCCACAGAUCUUCAAGCUAGGAAGUGGUGUUCGGAUUACGUAUAUUUUGGCCGUGAUAAAUACGAUUUUUACCUAAUU